AAUCACAUGGCUGGUGAGAUUUAAUUCACUCUUUCAAGCAGGACUGACUUACUGAACAGUAAUCAUGGCCAUUAUGGGAGUGCAGAUGGUGGUCACAUUGUUAGUGGCAAGUAUUAUGCAGCGGGUGUCUCCUCACUACUCCUUUGGCAGAUGGUUGCUGUGUAAUGGCAGUUUGUUUCGUUUCAAACAUCCAACUGAGGAGGAACUGCGGACUUUAGCUGGGAAACAAAAACCUAAAGCCAAAAGAGAAAGGCGGACAAAUGGGGUGACCGAUGAGAAACCGCUAACUGUCCCCAAGGACAUAGACUUACGCUUGGAUACACAGCCAAUCACCACCAUUGAUGCCCUCGUGCUUCGCUAUUUCCUGGAGUACCAGUGGUUUAUAGAUUUUGCUUUGUACUCAACAAUUAUCUACUUGUUCACUGAAGCCUAUUAUUGUGUGGUGGAUGCCCAAAAUGAGAUAAACAUUGGAGUCCUUUGGUGCCUGAUGUCCAUUAUUUUCUCCAUCAAGGUCCUAUUUACUGUGAUGAAACACUACUUCCGAUCUGAGGAGGGUGGUGAACGGUCUGUCUGCUUGACAUUUGCCUUUUUCUUUCUUCUGAUUGCGAUGAUAGUAAUGGUUGUGCGAGACGAGUAUCUGGAGUUUGGGCUGGAACCAGGCUUGGCCAGUGUCUGUCACAAUCUAGAAAACUUUCUGGCACAGCGAGGCUGGCAGUGGUCAAUGCCCUUUGUAAAACUUGCAUUUAAAAUUGCACUGGUAGCCCUCUGUGCAUUCCUCGGUGGCUGCCUCACUUUUCCUGGUUUGCGACUGGCUCAGACUCACUUGGAUGCUUUAAAAAUGGCAGCUGACAGGCCAAUGCUCCAGCUUUUGCUUCACAUGAGUUUCCUGCCACCUGUUAUUGUGGUGGUGCUAUGGAUUCGUCCAAUCACCAGAGACUUUCUGCUAAAUGCACCAAUGGGAAAGGAGUCUGUAGAGCUGAUGUCUAACUCUGCCUACAAUACCUUCCGUCUUUGGAUAAUUGUGGUUCUCUGCCUUCUUCGCUUCUGCUUGACCCGCUUCCAUUUGCAGGCAUACUUGUGCCUUGCUGACCGCUGGGUGGAACAAAUGAAGCGAGAAGCAGGACGCAUCUCCAUGCUUGAGAUACAGCGCAAGAUUUCACGCAUCUUCUGUUAUCUGACUGUGGUUGCUCUUCAGUACCUAGCUCCAAUUGUCCUCACUUUUCACUGUGUUUUAAUGCUGAAAUCUUUAGGUGACUAUUCUUGGGGACUGUAUCCAGAACCCACCGGUUUCACUCCAGUAGUAGAUUCUUCUCCUGUGCAGUCACAUUCACCUACUUCAGAAGAAGAGGAAGAUACUGAAGAUGUCCAAGCUGCUGUGGAGCAAAUAAUGGGAGCGAUGUCUUCCUUACGAGGCCUAUUUACACCUUUGUUUUUCCGUGGACUCUUUUCAUUUCUGACGUGGUGGGUAUCCGUCUGCCAGAUCGUAACCAGCUUGUUUGGUCUGUACUUUCAUCAGUACCUGGGUGCUUCAUAGAGCCAAGUAGAAAGUUUUCAGCAAAGAGGGGACAGCUGGUGAAUUUACUCGGAGUUACAAUGGUAACAAUCUUCUUGAAACACUAUAGGUGCACAUACAAUCAAAUGCUUUUUUCUAGAGACCACAUGACCUGCACCAUGCUCAAAAGUGACCACCAUAAUUGAAAUAUAAUUGCUAGAUAUUAUUUAUAGAAUUACAUUACCAGUAUAAUAAUUAACAAAUUUUGUUGGAAACAGCUAUUGGUUGACAAUUAUAGGUACUUACAUGUAGAUAAAUUAAUAAAACUACCUAAAUACACAAUUACACAUGAUUUAGCUGAAGGGGCGAUCUAAUUCCACAUCUUAUACAUAGCUUUAUAAAUAUGCCUCAAGAUUUAGGGCACCCCUUUUCGUCCUUGUUUAUCACAUUGAGAACUCAGAAGGAAAUUGUUUCUGCUAUAAAACUAUAUGUAAAUAGCCCUUUUUUAUGAAUUAAUUAGAUGCCACCAAUUUUUACGAAAAGGAUCAGGAGAACUGUAGUUCUUUUUUUUACCUGCAUGGAGGUGCAGGCAGCUGCCUCUCUGAGUUAUUAUAAUGGUGUGGCUGCUGAAUAUCGGGUAACUGGAGCUGCAUGUUCCAUAGGUUGAAAGGCUGACUAUGCAUUUUUUGUAAAGAUUAGAAUGACUGCUUUUAUGUAAUGCAUUGUGUUUCAGUUGAAUGUACAGAGGCAAUAUACUGGUGUCAUUAUGGAUAUAUGAGUUACAUCAAAAUAUAUGCCAUUUUUGGGCAGUUUAGCUUUUUAUAACUAUGAGCUGUGAUCCUUUUCUUUUGCAUAUGGGAAAAAAAUUUAAAUGUAAAAUUCAUAUUCUGUAUUCAUAUUUUAUUUUUGAAAAACACGCAUUAACAAAGUGGAUGGGGUACAAUUGCUACUGAUGGUGUAUAUGUGUACACUAUAGAAAAGGAAAGACUGCUGUGUUUUUGAAAGAUUGUACAAAUGCUGAUAAAGAGUGCCUAGUCAUUUUAUUGUUUUUUCCUUUUCUAUUAUAUACUUAAGAAUACAAAUACAUUGAUGGCUGUAGUACAGUGAAGGACAUUCCAUCUUUCAUAAAAAAGCAAGAAGAAAUUCAAGCAUUAUGUAUUAUCAAUGACCUGGAAUAACUAUGAACAGAAUUAGUACAAAGCAAGCUUAUUAUAUUUGAAAUACAGUACAUGGAGACAAGACCCAGCUUUGGUUUUGAUUUAGCUAGUCCUCAGAUGGUUUAAUCACGGGAGCCUAUUCUUAUCAUUGACUUGGGUGCAGUAGUGAUUGAGAGUCAAUCUGUCCAUCAAGUCUAAUCACAAUCAGGCUGUAGAAGAAUGGUCUGAUAUCACUAUGCAAUGAAAAACGUUUUCAGUUUGUGACAAAAUAGUUAUAGGCGCUGCAAUUUUGACCUGACCUGAGCAGUUGGACUGACAGUUACAUUUACCUUUAUGGAACUGCAUCUGAUUUUCUCAAGCAGCUAGUAGACUAAUUUCCAUAGUGCCAGAAUCUGUCCAGCUUAUUCAGAUAACAGUAUGGAGAAUGAAUGAAGCAAGUGUUUCCGAAGACUCACUUUCUCAUGUGCCUUACAAAAGGCUGUUUGUAACUGCAGGUAAACCAAAAUAGCCGGCAUGCUAAAUUCCUACCCAUGUUUGAUAUUCUUAAAUGCUGAUUCAUUGGGGGUUGUCUAAGAGAUGGCAAUGCCCUUUGGAAAUAAAACUUUUUAUUAAACACUG
Messenger RNA from Xenopus tropicalis (tropical clawed frog), 3267 nucleotides. It is a transcript of the gene tmem161a, whose product is annotated as transmembrane protein 161A. Gene Ontology annotation, cellular component: membrane. Lineage: Eukaryota; Metazoa; Chordata; Amphibia; Anura; Pipidae. The record is from RefSeq and is marked provisional.